ACAGCUCUUGGGGCUAGCUAUUAGAUAUCACACAUUCACCUCUUAUCAUACCACACAUCUUAACAGGUCCAGUAGUGUCUCAGUUGAUGACACUGUGUCAAGUGUCAGAUGAUAAAAAAGCUGGAAAAUUGUUCACUAGGUAUGCUGUUAGAGGCUCCACUAGAGAUGAAAUGAGUUUGAUGGACAAUAAGUUUUCAUAUCAGGGCACAAGAGAAUUGACAAAACUAUCUCUGGAGAUUAACAAAUGGGUUCUUGAGACUAUAGUCUACAAACGCUGCAUGAGAGACUUAAUGUAUUACCUUGAGAAAAGAGGGACUCAAGUAAAAAAGAAAGUAAAACCGCGAGUCAGACUCAUUCAGAAAGCAAACUCAGAUUCUGGAGGGUUUCGUGUGAGUUGUUUGGCGACAGGAUUUUACCCUCGUCACAUCAACCUGACCCUGUUCAGAGAUGGACAGCCUGUAUCUGAUCAUGAGAUCACUGGAGGAGAUCUGCUGCCCAAUGGUGAUGGGACGUACCAGAUGAGGAAGAGUCUGGAGACCAGUGGAGACAAACACAAAUACACCUGCUCUGCCACACACCUCGGUUUGGACAACAAACUGGACAUCACUUUGGAAUUUGAUCCUGGUGAACCAUUUAAAUCAGCGAUUCCCUCAGUGCUGAUAGUUUUGGCUCUGAUGUUGGUGUUUGGGGCUGGAGCCGUCAUAUAUAAAUGCAGGAGGAGACUAGCAGCUUCAUCUAAAAGUGAUUAUUCUGCUGCUUCUACAUCUGAAGAAAGUUUGGAAACAACAUCAACAAAUAAAACACAAUAGGAGACCCCACAGAUGAGUGAAACAUCUCAGUAACUUAAUGAUCUACCAGGAAGGCUUCUAAUAUAAAAACAAUUUGAUUGACAAUGUAUUUUAUUGCAAAUAUUAAUGUUAGUAAUAUAUAUAUAUAUAUAUAUAUAUAUAUGUCACAGUCACGUU
This is a messenger RNA of Ctenopharyngodon idella (grass carp), 965 nucleotides long. RefSeq names its product IgG receptor FcRn large subunit p51-like. The record is from RefSeq and is a predicted model, not a curated record. Gene Ontology annotation, biological process: immune response. Bases 87 to 809 code for a protein of 240 amino acids. NCBI's taxonomy places the organism in Eukaryota, Metazoa, Chordata, Actinopteri, Cypriniformes, Xenocyprididae. Gene Ontology annotation, cellular component: external side of plasma membrane. The transcript has 5 exons.